This is a messenger RNA of Dicrocoelium dendriticum, 4169 nucleotides long. Lineage: Eukaryota; Metazoa; Platyhelminthes; Trematoda; Plagiorchiida; Dicrocoeliidae. The record is from the annotation of a GenBank genome assembly.
ACCAUUUAGCCAGGUGUACCGGAAUCAAAGCCCCUCCAGGCCUGUUUUUCAUGUCAAAAAUUAGCCACUAUCCUGGGCUAGAAUUUUUGCGGAGAAAUUUCUGCGUGUUUAGUUCGGAAUACCGAGAAAAACUGUAGAUCCAACAGUCUGCACUUCUGUUAAAGUAUCUGAUGUGGCUCGGGCAAGUUCACCACAUGGAUUCGACGCUGAUACCGAAAUAGCUGCUUUGUGGUCAACUGUGUGCAGGGAAGCGGGACGUGAGAAAUUCGAGAUUACGUUACCAGGACUUGAUCAAGGUUUAUUCAGAGAGACACUAUGAGCCCUUCUCGCUAUCGGUAUGCUUUGGGAAUCGAAGUUUUCAAACGUUUCCACUGAGCGAAACCACCAUGAACACACAGCAAAAAUCGUUCUCAGUUCCAUAGGGAGGUUUUACAUUAGAAGCACAGAACUGCACAUUCAAGGUUCUACUCCACUCCCAUGACCAGCACUUCGGCACCGGGCGAUCUCAAUGUCGCAUCUUCAUUGAAGACUGAAAAUCAACACCUUUUAUACGAUACACUUCCACCACAAUCAUGUAAAUCUGAAACAGUCUCUACGGACCAGGCUGAAAUCUCUAAUGAGUUAAAACGCGCAUCUUCAAAACACACUUCCUUUUGGUUUAAUGUUCCAAACACGUUCCCCAAAUCUCCUUUCUCGACUACUACUCAUAAAAAAUCCGGUACGAUCAUCAGUGACACUUCAGCACGAAAUGUGGAAGAACACCCGACACUGUUCCUGCCCUACGCUACAUCUGUGGAUAUCAACAAUGACUCGCCUCUGGAGCCUACCUGGUUCACUGGAUUCUGGCACUGGCUAGUAGUCUUUGGUAGCUUCAUAUGCUUGUUUGUCGUUGAAGGAGUCUGCUUCUCUUACGGCCUCUAUAUGUACGCUAUGAUUGUCGAGAACCAGUUUUCCCGCAACUAUCUUUUGAACGGCGACGCUGAACUGGAAUCCUCGCUGGCCGCUUUGAGUUUCCCUGGAGCCAUUAUGUGUGGAACCAACUUCCUAAUCGGUCCGUUGGCCGGUGCUCUUGUUAACCGAUUCAGUGAUCGCCUAAUCGCCGGCCUGGGUGCCCUGAUUUCUACCGUGUCUAUCCUUCUCAGUGGUCUGUGUGCCCGCGAAUUGCCCUAUUUCACACUACUGUUCGGAUUUUUUGGUGGCGUUGGCUGUGGCCUGAUUUAUCUGCCUGCUAUUACAGUGGUCGGGCAGUGGUUCGAAAGGCGCCGUGCUCUCAUUGUGGGUGUCGCAAUGUGCGGCGGUGGUUUUGGUGCUGGUCUUUUGGCUGUAGCAAUUCGGCCGCUCUGCAAAACGUUCGCUUGGCGCGGGACUCUCGUCAUCACAUCCGCGCUGUUCGCUCAGACUUUGCUUGGAAUUGCUCUAUUUCGUCCGUUCUGCACGCACCAAGCAAUUAUUGCGGCCCAGCGUGAUCACGUGCGCACGAACGUCAUUCGCCAUGAAAGCGAAAACACGAGUCUGGAGACUGACAAGAAAUUAUCUUUUUUCCAAAAACCGUUAAGUCGGCGAAGUGGAUUGAAACGUGGCUCCAUUAUGACGAAGAUAAUUGAGGAGAAAAACCGCCAGCGCACCACUUCCACCGGUAGUCUAGACGGAAUGGUUAUCACUCGCGAAAAUGAGGUCAUCGCUCUUUCGUCCUCAGAAGCGUACGAAUCCGUUGCGGCAGCGGCCGCCGUCUAUGCUGCCUCGCACCCAGUUCAGGACUGUGAGCAUACUGCACCGCUCACAAGCUGUACAGAAAAAGGAAUCGAUGAACCAACAGAAAACAAGAUCCGAUGCACUCACAUUGCCGGCUUUUCUGGUCGCACUGCAUUGCAAACUCUGCAAGAAGAGCCCUGUACUUCCUUCAGCUCCAACCAACAUUCUUGUACGGCCGUUCUUCCUCCACCGGUUCGGUUCAACCGCCACGCUGUGCUCAGGAUCGCAAAAGCAAUCAUCCAUAAACUUCAAACGUCUAAGGUUUUGCCCCAGAAUCUAUCCUCUAUCAUCGAUGCCGGUCGUUCCCGCUGUGUGAUGUCCAACUUUCGACUUAGUGAUGGUGGAAGAAUUGGACCGUAUUCCAACGUAGAGACGUCCCAAAAUCCAGUAUCAGUGAACGAUCAGAAAAGCAGACCACACGACUUAGUAGAAAUCGAAGGACAAGCAUUUCAUAAUCAUAUCUUUGGACGCAUAGCGGGUCUGAACUUUCCUCCACGCUUGAACACAUCCGUUGGCUCUAGAUGUCCACCGUACAACAUGCCAUCGGAAGCGUUGUCAUCUCCUCGUCUGAGCGGUGUGGAUUCCCCUCCUACGUCAUCUCGACUCGCAUCAUCAGUGAGCCUGGAUACGUUCAUCAACGGACUGGUCGUACGAGAGCUUCAUGCGCUUCCUUUGGAUGAUCAAACCAAGGCAUCUGUACUUACUGCUCUUCGGUUUGAGCUAACUCGACCAAAGCGUAGGGCAGAUCUUUUUUAUCGUGUGGUUCGAAAGUCUGGUCUUGAGGGUUCGACACGCUUAUCAUCAAAGGCUGAUGAUGCUUUUGCAUCGGGUUGCAGUAUCUUCUAUGUGACAUACAAAACGGGAUUUGGCACCAUUCGACGUGUGCCUCACCAUUCCCCGGGCUAUAAUGAACCUUCAAACAACCGACCUUCUGGAUCGGUGCCACUUUCGAAACAGACAGUCGUUCGAUGGGAGACCACGCCACACUUUUCACCCGAAGCCGGUAUCAAUUUCGAAUCUCAGAACAAUAUGACUGAUGUACAGAGCUAUCUUUUUUCUAUGCUGAACGUUAAUAUUCUAAAAAGCGUCACAUUUCUUCUCCUGCUGCUGGCAUGUUCAAUAAACAUGUUAGUGCUUUUGGUUCCCUACUAUUACCUGCCCUUGUUACUCGAACUGGGCGGAUCUGAGUGCAGCGUGAAUAAACAGUGGUGUCCAAACGGGUUACCCCAUCACGCGAACCUUCAGCCGAAUUGGCUUCGUCACAUUGUACGGUGGACUGCUGGGGACGAUUCAGCAACAUUUUUCGUCAGUCCGGGCUCCGUACUUCUAACCAUAGGCUUCGCAAAUGUUGUGGGCCGCAUACUUGCAGCUUUGUAUAUGGAACGCGACGAAAACGCCAGAUAUAAGUUAUUCAAGCAAUGCCCUCUUGUGAAAGACCCCCUCUUUUUGAAUAUUCUCUCGCUUCUUUUGUGCGGUCUAUCACUGGCCUGUUUCCCACUCUCCAUUCAUGGGCUCGUUAUGUCCACUCCACAUCAGGAUUACAAUCAGCCUGAGCACGUGCAAGCAUGGUCAACUGAGUUCCGCUUGAUUCUGUUCUACUUCUCUUCGAUCGUGUACGGUGUGGCUAGCGCCAUCGCUCUUUCGCUGCGUAGCGUCAUCUUAGUGGAGCUGUUCGGAAUUCGACGAUUGACCAACGCUUUUGGUUACUUACUAAUCUUCCAAGGUGUAUCUGUCGCUUGUGGGCCUCCUCUUUUCGGCUACUUCUGCGACCCAGCCUGCCAUGGCCAACUCAUCUCUGGUAGCCAUUCCGAAGUGCCUUCAGACAUUAAAUCCUCUCGUUCUUUCGCAUGUGCCAACCGUCUCUGUACAGCAUUCUACAUCUGUGCAGCAUUGUUCCUUCUCACCGGUUUAUUAUUCAUUCCCCUACGUUGGUUCGCGAAUCGGGAACCAUUCGGGUUCUGCUGUCCAUCUGCUUCCGGUGCAGCUGUCCCAUCAUCCUUCUCCCCCAAAGAAUCCAACUUGGAGGAAAAUGCAUCCUCGUGCUUUCCCCCGUUCAAUCCAGAUUUUUCUGCCGGUGACACUCAGGAAACUCAAACAACUGUUUUAGAGAGUCGGACAGAUUCCGGCAAUUGAAGGCAUGGCACCAGUUCGCACUGGACUUAUUUUUGAUGCAUUUCCUUUUAUUAUUCCUGGCUCUCAACAACAUUUAUUAUAUCCAACCAAUUUCUCCUACACAAUAUUCCCUACACUCAUUUGAACCCUUUACACACGCAUACACCCAUGCACCUCUUUAUCCGGUGCCCUCCUCGCUGCCUAUUCGCAAUCAUUGCAUUUAUUCAUUGCAUCGCUUCUCCUCUCUCUUGAUUCACACUCCGCUGUCUUGUUCUUGUCAAAUAGAUCAAGUUCACUAUCUGUGA